Messenger RNA from Sapajus apella (tufted capuchin), 3144 nucleotides. RefSeq names its product olfactory receptor 10J3-like. Gene Ontology annotation, cellular component: membrane. The record is from RefSeq and is a predicted model, not a curated record. Gene Ontology annotation, molecular function: olfactory receptor activity; G protein-coupled receptor activity. Bases 596 to 1537 code for a protein of 313 amino acids. The transcript has a single exon. Lineage: Eukaryota; Metazoa; Chordata; Mammalia; Primates; Cebidae. Gene Ontology annotation, biological process: G protein-coupled receptor signaling pathway.
AUGAUUUUAAUUCAGGUAUAUGAAAAGAUGUUCAGUGUCGCUAAUCAUCAGGGAAAUGCAAAUCAUCACCACAAUGCGUUAUCACCACAUAACAGGGUGGCUAGUAUUUUUUUAAAAAACUAUUAUCAAAAGAUAACAAGUGUUGGUGAGGAUGUUGAGAAAUUGGAACCCUUGUGUACAGUUGCUGGGAAGGUAAAAUGAUGUAAAACAGUAUGGAUGCUCCUCUGACCUCCAUAUGAUCACACUUCAGAGCAAGCACACCUCUGGAUCAUAUACCUCUGCAUAUAUGAUUUUAAAAAAAACAAAAAUAGAACCAGGGAGUUGUUUCUACAGACCUCUUUUAGUUUAUUACUGCUUUCUCAACUCUAUCUCUGCUCUCAAUCCCACGGUCCUACAAUAGGCUUCUAUGCUUCCAAAGAAGAAGGUGGGCACAGAUGGUUAUUCUGAGCAAAUGGCCAACAACAGCUCUAGGGCAUUGCUCACAGGAUGGACAUGAUCUUCAAUGAAUGCCUUGGCCCAACCUGCUCUGUUUCAUGGUUAACUCAUCACACCUUUCUUUCCUCUGCCCAGCUCUUUCACACCUAGACCUACCUCUAUGGCAAAGCCAAAUUCUACUUUUGUGACUGAGAUCCUUUUUGAAGGUUUUUCCAGCUUCAGGUGGCAGCACAGACUUGCCUUCUUUGUUGUCUUUCUAACUUUGUACCUGCUGACUCUCUCUGGCAAUGUGAUCAUCGUGAUGAUUAUUCGCCUGUACCAUCAUCUCCACACCCCCAUGUACUUCUUCCUAAGUAUGCUAUCCAUCUCUGAGACCUGCUACACUGUGGCCAUCAUUCCCCGUAUGCUUUCUGGUCUCUUAAAUCCUUACCAACCCAUUGCCAUUCAAGGCUGUGCCACUCAGCUCUUCUUCUAUCUCACUUUUGGCAUCAACAACUGCUUCCUGCUCAUAGUCAUGGGAUAUGACCGCUAUGUGGCCAUCUGCAACCCCCUAAGGUAUUCAGUCAUCAUGGGUAAGAGGGCCUGUGUCCAGUUGGCAUCUGGUUCACUGGGAAUUGGCCUGGGCAUGGCCAUUGUCCAGGUAACAUCUGUGUUUGGCCUGCCCUUCUGUGAUGCCUUUGUCAUCUCCCACUUCUUCUGUGAUGUGAGACCGCUGCUGAAGCUGGCCUGCACAGACACCACUGUCAAUGAGAUCAUCAACUUUGUUGUCAGCGUCUGUGUCCUUGUGCUACCUAUGGGCUUGGUCUUUAUCUCCUAUGUCCUCAUCAUCUCUACCAUUCUUAAGAUUGCCUCAGCUGAGGGUCGGAAGAAGGCUUUUGCCACCUGCGCCUCCCACCUCAUAGUGGUCAUCAUCCACUAUGGCUGUGCCUCCAUCAUCUACCUGAAGCCUAAGUCCCAGAGUUCCCUGGGACAGGACAGACUCAUCUCAGUGACUUACACUGUCAUCACUCCCCUGCUGAACCCCAUUGUGUACAGCCUGAGGAACAAGGAAGUCAAAGAUGCUCUGCGCAGGGCCGUGGGGCAAAAGCCCCUGUCUCCUUAAUGAGGAAAGGUUGUAAAGGCUUUAUCUUUGAGUUUAUAAAUGUGUUAAUAUUUAAUGCUCUUUCAAUAAUGCCCUGAUGUAUUGGAUCAAGAAGACUAGACUAAAUUGAACUGAGUGCUAAAAUUGGAAGUUUCUGUUUGAGAUUAUCAUGAUCUUCUAUGCCCUGCUCUAGAACAGUUAGAAAAUAGUUUGGCAUACACUUAUGAAUGUAGAAAAAAAAUUGCACGCCUGGAUUGUGCAUACCUGACGUACUCUCAUACACAUGAACACAGUGACACAUACCCUGAGAGUAUUUCAAGUUAUGUAACUCCAUUAAAACAUAAAGUCCAGCAGGCUUCUAUAAAGCUAAUGAGCAAAAUGUUUGGAAACCACUUCAGAAAGAUUUUCUAGUUGACUGUUAAGGGUGUCAGAAUAAUUUAUGCCACAUUUUUAGCAAAUAAGUUAGAAGAUACACACACGUAUGCAUUUCUGUGAACAUUGAAGGCUUUCUUGUAAAUCAAAAAACAAACAAACCAAAAAAAGCUAGAGACAGACCUUCCAAGCUGAUGGAAUUGCUCUAACUGACCCAGUAGUAAAGAGUGUAGAUGUAGGAAAGCCAAAAAGCAUCAACUACAGAGAACACAGACUUGAACUGUCCAUACUCCUGAGAUGCUCAGAUCAGAAAACUCAGAUAGAAAAGAAGAACAUGCUGAAAAGGUUAACACUUUUCAUACAUUCAACACAAGAGUUAAAAGGAUGGAGGUUGAAAGGCUCAGCAAAAGUAUAGUUCAUUUUGCCAGGUUGACAUAAAACUCUCUGUAAUAGUGUUAUAAACGUAAGUACUUUAACUACAACUUCUGAAAAGAAUUAUUAAUGAACGGAAACCUUAUGCAUGACUUAAAUUUUUUCCGGUGAGCUCCUAAGCCUGCAGGGGUAAAUUUUCAGAAGUUUUUUCUUUUAUACUCCCAACUUUGAACCUGAGUUAUAAACAGCAUUUUAUGUCUGAGCAUCACAGAAGGUGAAAAUAUAUGUUCUGGUGCAAGGAAGGAUAUUCUGUCUCUCAUCUUUCUACUGCACUCUGGCCUUCUAUACUGAAGAACAAGCAUACCCUGAGUUUCAAAUACACUCCUCCAGGAUCCACAAUCCAUCUAAUCCAAUGGAGUGACCCUGCAGAGGCAAGAUAUCACUUCUGAAAGUCUGCAGGAUGCUGAAAAUGGGACAAUUCAUUUGAAAUAAAUUCUUUAAGUUAACAUGUCUUGCUUUGCCAAAAAAUUGUCAUGUGACGUCUGACUGGGGAUAAAAGAUAUCAUUGUUUUAGUCUCCAGAUUUCUAGAAAUGAUAUAGUUUAUUUCUUAGUAGUUCAUGCUUAGUAGUUCUGCUUGAUGUAAUUAGCAGCCACUGGGUAAAGGUCUGCUGGCCAGUGCCACACUGUCUUCUAUCUGAAGUUGUAUUUGGUGAAUGCUGUAGCACAUCACCUGGAUUGCACUCCCUCAGGACCCACACAAGCAUUCCUCCAGCUGCUGGGAGUACCUUGCGCUAAUGGCUGUCAGUUGAGUUCCCCUUCAAGAUUGUCCUUGUUUUAUUUUAUUUAUUUCUUUUUUGAGAUGGAGUCUCGCUCUGUCACCCAG